AUAAGCCGUGACCGAAAGAUCGGACCCUCGGGGACUAAAGGAAGCAUGAACAACAUUUUCAAUCUCGGUCGAAGUACCUCGCGGCCAUGGCCCAGCAGGAAGAAGCAAGCUCAUCGAUCUCGAGCCUUGGUGUUCGCCAUCCCAUUCCUGGUUCUUGUCCUCAUCUUCGCCUUCUUCAUCACUUCCUUUCGUAUUCCCAAGUCGCUCUUCUCCAUCUCUGCCUUCGCCGGAUCCGUCCAAUACCCUCAAUGCAGAUCCGAGACACUGACCGGGUCUCUCCUGGGCCAGAAGUUUCUGUGGUAUGCGCCCCACAGCGGCUUCAGCAAUCAGCUUUCGGAGUUUAAGAAUGCGGUUCUAAUGGCGGGAAUACUCAAUCGGACCCUGGUUGUUCCUCCGGUCCUCGAUCAUCAUGCCAUCGCUCUCGGAAGUUGCCCGAAAUUUAGGGUUUUGGAACCCAGCGAGAUUCGUGUCUCUGUUUGGAAUCAUUUUCUGGAUCUUCUCAGGACUGGCAGAUAUGUUUCCAUGGCUGAUAUCGUGGACAUUUCCUCGCUGGUCUCUUCUUCGGCUGUUCGAGUCAUUGAUCUCAGGUACUUCGCUUCUCUGUUGUGUGGUGUGGAUUUGGAGAUUCUAUGCUCCAGUGAAUUAACUGAAAAAUCUCAAGCUUACGAAGCUUUAAAGCAGUGCGGAUCUCUGUUGUCUGGAAUUAAUGGCAAUGUAGAUAGAUGUUUAUAUGCUGUGGAUGAAGAUUGUCGAACAACUGUUUGGACAUAUAAAAAUGUCGAUUCUGAUGGAAUGUUAGAUUCAUUCCAGCCUGAUGAAAGACUCAAGAAGAAAAAGAAAAUAUCAUAUGUGAGAAGACGCAAAGAUGUGUAUAAGGCUCUUGGACAUGGCAGUGCAGCUGAUUCAGCUACUAUUAUGGGAUUUGGAAGCCUCUUCACAGCUAUGUACAAAGGUUCAGAAUCGUAUAUCGAUAUCCAUAAAUCCCCAAAAGAUCAAAGGAUACAAUCUCUGCUCGAGAAGAUUGAAUUCAUUCCUUUUGUUUCAGAGGUAAUGAGUGCUGGAAAGAGUUUCGCCUCGGAAACCAUAAAGGCGCCGUAUCUUUGUGCACAGCUAAGAAUGUUAGACGGGCAGUUCAAGAAUCACUGGAAAAACACUUUCGCGAACUUGAAACAGACAUUGGAGACGCUGAGCCAAAAGGGUCCACGACCAGUUCAUGUAUUCAUAAUGACAGACCUCUCUGAAAGCAACUGGACUGGGACUUACUUGGGUGAUUUGUCUAGGAAUUCUGCAGAUUUUAAGCUGUAUUUCCUCAGAGAACAAGAUGAGCUGGUAAAGCAAACACAAGAGAAGCUGGCUUCUGCUGGGCAUGGACAGAAGUUUGGGUCUAUACCAAUGAGUCUUGAGAAUGUAAAGAAGAUGAAGAACCAUUGCAUUCCACGUAGUUUAUCAGACGUGCAACUUUACAUAGAGGAAGCUGUUUGCAGCUGUGCUUCCCUUGGUUUUGUGGGCACCGCUGGGUCUACAAUUGCUGAUAGUGUUGAGCUAAUGAGGAAAUUCAAUGCUUGUAGUGGUGGAGCUCGGAGAGCAUUGUAGCGGGUUUUGAUUUAUUUGUACAAGUCAGAAGCUUGGAUCUUGGGAUUUUUGCAUUUGGCUUUUGGUAUAGCCAAUGCUUCAGAUUGCAUUUCGACUGAUGGAUUGCACCAUGUAACUCCUAAAUGUUCGGAAUCUCAUAUCAAAUAUAGUGACAGUUAAUGCAGGCAUUUGGUCAUGGUC
This is a messenger RNA of Tarenaya hassleriana, 1773 nucleotides long. RefSeq lists its product as uncharacterized. Bases 46 to 1593 code for a protein of 515 amino acids. The record is from RefSeq and is a predicted model, not a curated record. The transcript is spliced from 2 exons. NCBI's taxonomy places the organism in Eukaryota, Viridiplantae, Streptophyta, Magnoliopsida, Brassicales, Cleomaceae.